Pseudopodoces humilis (Tibetan ground-tit) is the source of this 1406-nucleotide messenger RNA. NCBI's taxonomy places the organism in Eukaryota, Metazoa, Chordata, Aves, Passeriformes, Paridae. The record is from RefSeq and is a predicted model, not a curated record.
AAGUGACCGAGGUGGUGCCCUGCAGGAUAUAAAUACAGGCAGGAGGAGAACCAAGCUCAAGAGACAGCGAGUUCACCACUCACAGGAGCAAGCCAGAGCAAUGUCCCUGGCUGGGGUGAGCUGCCUGGUGACAGGAGCAGGAGGAUUCCUUGGCCAGAGGAUUGUGCGCUUGCUGCUGGAAGAAGAGGAGGCGCUGGCUGAGAUCCGCCUGCUGGACAAAGCCUUCAGCCAUGAAACCCUCGGGAGGUUUGACAAGUUCAAGGGUAAGACUGAGGUGAAGAUCCUGGAAGGGGACAUCCGAGAUGUCACAUUCCUGCACCGUGCCUGCCAGGGGGUCUCCCUCGUCAUCCACACGGCUUCCCUCAUCGACACCCUGGGCCUCAUCGAGAAGAAGCUGCUCUGGGAAGUCAAUGUAACAGGUACUCAGCUGCUGCUGGAGGCGUGUGUCCGCUGUAACGUCCAGCACUUCAUAUACACCAGCACCAUCGAAGUGACGGGCCCAAACUGCAAAGGUGACCCCAUUUUCAAUGGUGAUGAAGAUACAGCUUAUGAGAGCACACCCAAAUUUCCUUAUGCCCAAAGCAAGAGACUGGCAGAGGAUUCCGUGCUGAAAGCAGACGGCCAGGUGCUGAAGGAUGGUGGCACACUGAUGACCUGUGCCCUGAGGUCCAUGUACAUUUUUGGGGAAGGCUGCCCGUUUCUCCAGGGCCAUCUGGAUAAGUGCCUGUUGAACAAGAACGUCUACCUGCGCUUCUCCAGGAAGGAGGCUCUGGUGAACCCCGUGUACGUGGGGAACAUCGCCUGGGCACACGUGCAGGCAGCCAAAGCCCUCCGAGCCCCGCAGAAAGCCAAGCACAUCAGGGGCAAGUUCUACUACAUCUCAGAUGACACUCCUCACAUGAGCUACGCUGAUCUGAAUUACGAGCUGACCAAGGACCUGGGGUUUGGAAUUGAGCCCCAGCUGCCCAUGCCUCUGACAGUGCUCUAUUACUUCUCGCUGCUGCUGGAGAUCGUGAGCUUCUUGCUCCGGCCCUUUGUCAGAUACAUCCCCUCCACCAACCGGCACCUGGUCACACUGCUGAACACCCCGUUCACCUUUUCUUACAGGAAAGCACAGCAGGAUUUUGGCUACGUGCCCCACUACACGUGGGAAGAGGCCAAGAAGAGCACUGGUGAGUGGAUUGCCUCUGUGAUCCCCCAGAGAAGGGUGUGCUUGCAAAGCAGCACUGCCUAAGCCUGAAGAGGAGCUGAAACCCAACUAAACAAGUAGGGCCUUGAGCCAGAGGAGAGCUGGGGGAAAAGCAGCAGCAUCAGCAAACUAGAAAGCAUUUAAAUGAAUACUUUGUGUAAAAGUCCACUGAAACCCCUCACCCUCAACUUCAUAAUAAAUAAAAGUGAAAUGUUCA